Molecule: messenger RNA, 1602 nt
Organism: Benincasa hispida (wax gourd)
Lineage: Eukaryota; Viridiplantae; Streptophyta; Magnoliopsida; Cucurbitales; Cucurbitaceae
Product: C-type mannose receptor (DUF620)
Source: RefSeq, a predicted model, not a curated record
AUUAAAAGGCUGAGUUGUAUUUUGGGAGUUUGUGGAGUGAGCGUCCCACGGCCAUAAUCUGUGUUAAGUUUCGUCACAUUUCUGGGGUUCACCUGAAAAUAUAUGAAGAUAUAGUGAAGUUUAUAUUAAUUAUUAAUUGAUUGGUAAGUUGUGUGUGAAGGAAGGGCAUGGCGACGGCGGUUGUGAUUGGGAGCGGGGGGUCAUCUUCAUCUUCAUCUUCAUCUUCUUCCAAGUCUAGGAGAUCAUCAAAGCAAAUUUGGUACUCUCAGCCUCUGACUCCGUUGAUGGAAGGGCCGGAUCCCCAGUUCCAAGACCAAGAAUCCAACAAGAAAGACUCCUCCGCUUCCAACUGGGAAUUCCUCCGCGACUGGUUCAAGAUCCAGCGCAACCUUACUCCCUCUACCUCUAUUCCCCCAUCCUCCUUCACCAACCUUCCCAAUUCCAAGACCCAAGAUUUGAAGCUUUUGCUCGGCGUCCUCGCAUGCCCUCUCGCUCCCAUUCCCCUCCAUUCCCAUUCCCCUCCACAAUCCCACUUCCCACGUGAUACUCCUCUUGAAACUUCUGUGGCUCAUUACAUUAUACAGCAAUACUUGGCUGCCACCGGAUGUCUGAAACAGCAAAAGUGCGCCAAGAACAUGUACGCCACCGGAAGCGUCAAGAUGAUUCGGUGCGAAACAGAGGUUUCUUCAGGUAAAUCUGUUAAGACGGUAGGGACAAGAUGUGAGGACUCCGGCUGCUUUGUUCUUUGGCAAAUGCUACCUGGCAUGUGGUCCCUCGAAUUGGUCGUCGGAGGCAGUAAGGUGGUGGCCGGCAGCGACGGCAAUACCGUCUGGCGUCACACUCCCUGGCUCGGCACCCAUGCCGCCAAAGGCCCCCAACGACCCCUCCGUCGCAUCAUUCAGGGGCUAGACCCAAAGAGCACAGCGAGGCUGUUCGAGAAAGCCCAAUGCCUGGGAGAAAAGCGGAUCGGAGAUGACGAGUGCUUCGUGCUGAAAGUGUCGGCAGAGCGAGAGGCAGUGAUGGAGAGGAACGAAGGGCCUGCGGAAGUGAUAAGGCACGUGCUGUAUGGCUACUUCUGCCAGAAAAGCGGAGUGCUGGUGUACCUGGAGGACUCGCACCUAACCAGGGUCCAGACCGAAGGGGACGCCGUGUACUGGGAAACCACCAUCGGAAGCUGCAUCGAGGACUACAAAGACGUGGACGGGGUCCUCAUCGCUCACCGUGGCAGGUCCAUAGCCACCGUAUUCAAGUUUGGGGAAAUGUCCACCCAAUUUAGCAGGACUCGCAUGGAAGAGGUUUGGAGCAUUGACGAUGUCAUGUUCAACGUGGCUGGCCUAAGCAUCGACUACUUUAUUCCACCUGCUGAUAUUUUUGAUACCCUUCAUUCUCACUCUCACCCUCACUCCCACUCUCAUUCUCCAUGACUCUUAUUCUUCACUCCUACUACUACAUCUACAUACUUCAUAUCCCCUCCCCUAAUUUCUUGGAUAACCCAUGCUAAUCACUCCACUGUAUACACCAUCCAUAACAACUUCAACUUGUCUGCUCUUCAUCAUAUCCCUCCCUACUCUUAAUUUACGUAAAUUGUUUACAUGGGAAAAA